AUGCCAACAGUAAGUAUAACUCUCUUAUCCCUGGUUUUGUUUCUUCUGAGUGUGCAGUUCCUGAGACUACAGAGGAAAAGUCGUGGAUUUCCUCCRGGACCGACCCCAUUUCCUCUCAUUGGAAGCAUCUGGUGGAUAAAUUUCAGAGCUGAUCAUGGAAGCCUGAGUAAGCUGGCAAAAAUGUAUGGCAGUAUCAGCACGCUGUGGCUGGGUGACCAACCUCUGGUAGUUCUGCAUGGAUUCCAGGCUGUGAAGGAUGGUCUGACCACUCACUCAGAAGAUGUUUCUGGACGACUAGAGACAUAUGUCUUCAAGCGAAUGGCCAAUGGAAAGGGUAUCCUGCUUUCAAAUGGACUCAYCUGGAAAAAUCAGAGACGUUUUGGAAUUGGGACUCUCCGGAAGCUGGGAAUGGGGAAUAAAGGAAUGGAACAUGGAAUACAAACGGAAGCUCAUUAUCUAGUCAAGUUCUUCAGGGACACAAAUGGAGAAGCUGUUGACCCUUCCUUCCCCAUUGUUCAUGGUGUCUCUAACGUGAUCUGUGCUGUGGUUUUUGGACAUCGAUUCUCCCUAGAGGAUGAAACCUUCCGCCAGCUGAUCGAAGCAUACAAUUGUAUUGUAGCUUUUGGGAACAGCCACUUUUACUAUCUAUGUGAAAUGUUUCCCUGGCUUGUGAAUUACCUCCCAGGACCUCACCUGAAAGCAUCGUAUUACUGUGAUUUUGUCCGUUCCUUCAUAAGGAAGGAGAUACAAAACCAUAGAGAACGAGGCAGAAUAGAUGAACCACAAGAUUUCAUUGACUUUUAUCUGGAUCAGAUGGUGAAAAAUGAAAAUGUCCCCAAUUCUACGUUUGAUGAAGACAACAUGGUGCAGUCUAUUUUUGACCUCUUUUUGGCAGGUUCAGAGACCACUGCCACCAGUCUAAGAUGGGCYCUGCUCUUUAUGGUGGUUUAUCCUGACAUCCAAGAAAAAGUCCAGAAGGAGCUGGACGCUGUGCUGGGUCCCUCCCAUCUAAUCUGCUAUGAGGAUCGGAAGAAUCUGCCUUAUACAAAUGCUGUGAUUCAUGAGAUCAUGCGCUAUGGCAGCAUUAUUUUAAUCACAAUUCCUAGACAAGCAGUGAGGAAUACCACUAUGUUGGGGUAUCAGAUUCCCAAGGGUACACUCAUUAUGCCAAACAUAGACUCAGCUCUUUUCGACCCUAAGUACUGGGAAACUCCCCAUGAGUUUAACCCUGGUCAUUUCUUGGAUAAGGAUGGAAAUUUUGUGGCCAGAGAAGCCUUUUUAGCCUUUUCAGCAGGCCAGCGUGUGUGUCUGGGAGAGAUUCUGGCCAGGAUGGAGCUUUUCAUCAUCUUCUGCAAUCUGUUGCAGACCUUCAAGCUCACCCUACCAGAAGGAGUUAAGGAAGUCAACACACAGUGUAUCUUUGGGAGCACAAUGAAACCACAUCCGUAUAAGAUCUGUGCAGUUCUUCGCUAGGCUGCAAUGUAUCACAGAUUUGAGGGAGAGGCUUUUCCACAGGCUUGCUAGUGAGGUGAUCUUUUGUGCAGCUUUUAUGUACUUUAUUUCUAGCACAAAUUCAGCGUGAAUCUAUCCCUGUCAGGUCGUGUCAAAUCUCUGCAUGUUUUGCUUUGUAUUGUAAA
This is a messenger RNA of Nothoprocta perdicaria, 1637 nucleotides long. Its product is annotated as cytochrome P450 2J6-like. Gene Ontology annotation, molecular function: heme binding; iron ion binding; oxidoreductase activity, acting on paired donors, with incorporation or reduction of molecular oxygen, reduced flavin or flavoprotein as one donor, and incorporation of one atom of oxygen. The record is from RefSeq and is a predicted model, not a curated record. Gene Ontology annotation, cellular component: intracellular membrane-bounded organelle; cytoplasm. The transcript is spliced from 9 exons. Gene Ontology annotation, biological process: xenobiotic metabolic process; arachidonate metabolic process. Bases 1 to 1473 code for a protein of 490 amino acids. NCBI's taxonomy places the organism in Eukaryota, Metazoa, Chordata, Aves, Tinamiformes, Tinamidae.